Molecule: messenger RNA, 6029 nt
Organism: Rotaria sp. Silwood1
Lineage: Eukaryota; Metazoa; Rotifera; Eurotatoria; Philodinida; Philodinidae
Source: the annotation of a GenBank genome assembly
ACGCUUCUCCUUGUAUUUAACUCUCAAGAUCAUGUGCAUUGACAAUAAUGACAAAAACGUUCUCAAGUAUGAUGUGCUUUUAUAACUUACAAUUAACAUAUAAAUAUAUAUAGUUGGUUCGUAUGAUAUAGAUAAAAAGUGCCCGCAAUAUCCAAAUCUCAUACAUAAAAAAAAAGAAUGAAAUAGAUUGUACGCUUUCAAAGGCUCUAUUGAUAAAGAAAAAUGUCGAAUAAAUUUCAUCUUUUGCUAUUUGUAAUUCUUUUUACGACUUCUUCUUUUACCCUUUCGUUACCAACAAAAGAUAAAUAUACGUAAAAUAGAAUGGUUGUAUACCGCACAUGUUUGUAUUUCUUACCGCAAGAGUUUAGUAUGAACCGUAACCAAAUGAUGACGUAGAAAGCUUCUGUUAUUUGACAUUGGCAUUGACUCAAAUGCAUCUAAUAAAUGUAGAUUAUAAAUGAUUUUAUUAGUUCAAACGAUGAUUAAAUUCAUGACGCAUUAUGUGGGUGAAUUACUUCAAUUGACCUGAAAAUUUCAUAGAGUAUUCCUCUUAGCGACUUCGUACACUUCCGAAAAUUUCAGCAGUCUACGUCAUUCUCAUUCCGAAUUAUGCUUGUUGGAAGUGAAGAAAAAGCAAAAAAUGUCACCAUCUCUUGUCGAAGACAAAAUUUUUUCAAUUAAGAAAGCUUUCUUUUCACGUUUUCUUCAAUGCAGAUAGAUAGAAAAAAGUACAGUGAAUCAGAAUCUGAGUUUUGUUUUCUUUUAAAAAGCUCUCUUUAAUAAAUACGAUAAAUACCUAUUUGACAAAUAUUUUGUCUUUUUUUUUGUCCCCUUAUCUUAAUGAUGUGUGGGUGUGAAUGUGUAGAUGUGGGUGUGGGGACUUGUUUUCGGUCUCUGGCACACAAACGACACCCACUCAGACAUCCAUACUCACAUCCUUCAUGUAAAAGUCUCUAUUGAUUGCAUGAGAAGAAGGAGCUCGAAAUGCGAAAUCAUAUUUCAAUUCGUCUACUCAAGACAAACAUAAAUUUGCGCUUUUGAUAAAUCCUCGUUUGUGGAAAUGCGAUAGUGCUCGGUGUGAAUCGACAGCUGUGUAUCGUCUACGCCUUUUCUUUUCUGACGAUCAAAUGUUUGCAGAUGACGUGAAAAAGAACCAUCGAAAACAAAGCAAUGUGGAUGGUCGGACGCAAGAUUUCACUCUCGAUAGCAUUUAAAAUCUGUUAUUUUUCGUUCUUUCUUCUACACACUUUCAAUUAAAAACAAAAAAAAGAGAACGAAAUAAACUUAUCGCCAUAAUCAUAAACCACCACGAACAAAAUUUUCUUCCAAAAGUAAUAUCUGGGUAAGAAGAGAUUUUUAUUGUUUUAAAGCAUCGAACUAGGAACAUUUGAUCGAAUGAAAAUACAUACAUUCUUUAUUUUCAAUAGUAGAGUCCUAUGCUUUUCCAGCACUGUUUGGAUUUCGAAAAAAAGGAAAUUGCUAAAAUUUGAUUUUUGACUUGGGUAAUUUUUUCUUUUUUUUUUUAGAAAAUCUCAACAUAUUUUUAACAGAUAUAUUCAAUGAAUCCCUUACACUUAAUUAAAUCUUUUUGCAUCGAAUAACUCAUAUACUAUUCGAUGAUUUACAAGACAGAUAUGAAGCUAUCAUGAAGGUGUAGGUAUUCUCUUCAACUCACAUUCAUAGUCUCGCGCAUGACAGUCGUUUACGACCUCAGAUGCUUGAUCUGAAAUCUCAUUCAAAGUCAUAAAAGAUAAGGAGUUCUAUUUUAUUCGAAUUAUUGUCAUUUAUUGUUGUUAACGUCGUUUAUAUAUACUGCACAAUAAGCAUUUCUAUUCAAAUAAGCUUAAUUCGAAAUCGAUAGUUAAUACCUUCAUUUCAGCCACCUAAAUUGAUAGUUCGAAAUGCCAGAUAGUAACCACUGACUUUUAGAUAGCUGAAGAAAAUAAUUUUAUUUUUCUAGCAAAACAGAUUUUGUUGCAGUACUUAAUAUUAUUUUUUGUUGUUUAGAAAUAAGAUAACAUCGAUUUGACUCUCACUGUCGCAUGAACAAUUUCACGAGAACAACUGAUAACUUUAAUUCAGCGUCAUCGCUGACGUGCCCUAUAUCACUGUCUCUGGUUUUUAUGUAACUUAUGAAGGGAGCGGAUCGUCCAUAUUAAGCAGAUUCUCUGACUGAAAUGGAACGAAGCGACAAGAAUCAUUCAGAGCAUUAGCCAAGAGAAAAACGGGAUUUAUGAUACAAAUAAAUUACAAAAUAAUUGAAAAUUUCUGUACUUUCUAGAAGACAUUUACUGAAAGAAUCUAUCAAAAUAUAAUCCUGUGCAUAUAUUUAUAUACAUACACUCACGAGAACCCCGUGCGUAAUACUGCACAGCAGCGGUUUUUUCUUUAACACACGUCCUCACAACUUUAACCUUUCACUUGAUAACAGACACACAAACACUCGACAUUAUGCACAUGGAAGCCCCACGACGUGAUGUUCUUAUAUCGCUAAUAACCCACAUAGCCUUACGGUCUUAUAGUCUUACCCUUUGUAGCCUAACCGUCUUAGAGCGUCUCCGCUUUAUAGCAUUACCUCCUCUUUUUAGUGAUUCCCCCUUAUAGCCUUAGCCUCUCAUAGGCUACAUGCCCUAUAGCCUCAUCCUCUAAUAGCCUUACACCUUAUUGUCCUACUCCUUUAUAGCCUACACUUAUAGGUUUUUUUGACCUUUAAUUCUUGACCUUUGAUCCGACAUAGGCAGACACAUACCAGACAAACACUGAACAUUAUAUAUAGAUGCUCAGUGUCUGUGUGUUUGUUUCUCUGUGCGGGAUUAGAGGACAAACAUCAAAUAAAGCUACAAGGAGUAAGGUUAUAAGGGUGGGUGUGGGUUGCAUCAAGCAGAAAAGUUACACCUACAUCCACACACUCGCACACCCACACCCAAUUGAUCGACAUCUUGCUUUUUUCAGAUUAUUCUGUAACGAUAAUAAAAAUAUAGUAAUAUCAAAUUUAGGCAAACUAUUUAAUAUUUACACGAAUGACUGAGGGAACAACUACGAAUACGAACAAGACUCUUGAGGAAGCGGCCGUUGACUUUUUCGGAAAUAAACUAGAAGAUUACUCCAACAUUUUGAAAGAAGAAAAAGCUUUCAAUAUUCACUGUGGAAGAGAAUUUGCCAAACAACAAAUCAUAGCGGAUAAUUUAAAUAUAGAAAAAAAUGAUCUCGACAAGAAAGCUACUACAAUAUUGAAUAAAAAUGAUGAAUUACUCGAUCAAGUUAAACAACAAGCCGAUCUAUUGAGAAAAAAUGAAGCAAGAAAAACUGAAUUAUACGAACAAACAUUACACAAUAAUAAAGUAAUUCAUCAGGAACAACAAAAUAUUGUCGAUUGUGAAAUAAAAAUUCCAAAUCUUCAAACUGAACUCGAUUUAAAAGUCAAAAUACAAAAACAACUUACUGAUGAUGAAGUACAAUUACAAAAGGAUUUAUCGGAUUUACACAAGAAACAAAAUGAAUUAGAAGAAACGAGCAGAAUCAUUGCCGAAGAACUUCGAAAAACUGAAGAAGUUCUCAACGCCGAGAUUGCUGUACGUGAUGCGUGUGAAAGAAGAAUAAAGGAAUUACGUGAACAAAUGGAUCAAAUUGAAGACGAAUUAAAGAAAACUGAAAAAGAAAUUGACGAACUCAAAGAAAAACAACGAAAUUUGGAACGUGAAAAGAAAAAUUUAGAAAAACAGAUCGAACAACUCAAUACGAAUAUACAAAAAUUGGAAAACAUCCUUCAAGAUAAAAUCAAUAAAAUUGCUCGUCUUGAAAAAGAAAUUCAAGAAUGUCAAGAAAGAAUCAAUACAUUAAAUCAAGAAAUUGAAAAAUUACGUCACGAUAUUGAAGCAAAUAAUAUUAAAAUAGAAAAAGCAAAACAAGAAUUAGCUACGGCUGAAGCGCAUUUAGAACAACUCGACACCGCACGAAAGGCACUUGAACUUGAAAGACGUGAACUCGAAAAGACUAUACGACGUCUUGAAGAUGAACAAAAUGAGAAUCAAAAUAAAUUAAAUCGUCUACAACAAAAGCUAAACACAAUCGAAGAUUUACUUCGAACUUGCGAAAUCAACAUUCAACAAUUGGAACAAAAACAAAAACAGCAACAAUACGAAAUUAAGAAACUUGAAGAUGAACGUUUGCGUCAGGAUGAAAAUUUAACUAAAUUAACCAGUGAAUGUAGUGAAUUGCAAGAAAAAAAGGAGACCGCAAAACAAGAACGACAAAUUGCCGAAACUGAUCAUAAAGAAGCGGAACGAACAUUGGUUCAGUUGAAAAGACAAGAACGUGAACAGCAACUACAAUAUGACAAAGCUGUUAAUGAAGAAAAACGUUUUAAAUCACAACUUGAUGCAGCUUUACUCGAAGAAACACAAGCUAAAAACGAAUUAGAUAGUGCCAUAUCGAAAUUGAACAGUUUAGAACCAAUGGAAGAUCUUUGGAGUGGAGUUGCAGCUGUAGCAACAUCAAUUAUCGGCUCAAUUGCCCUGCCGUUUUUAGGCGGUAUUGCUGAGUCAAAAAAACGUGAAGUCGAACGAGCUCGUGCAGCAGUCGAUAAAGCACGUGACAAAUAUGAACAGAAAAAGGCAAGAGCUACAGAGAAAAAAGAACAACACGAAGCUGCACAACAUCAUGUUAUCGAAUGUAAAACCCAACAUGCUAACACCGAGAAAGAACUUAUCGCUCACACACUAAUCGCAGCUCAGAAAAAAGUACAAUUUCUUAAAUGCAAAUCUAAUGCAGAACAAUUAGUUGUACAACAUCAAGAAGCAGCACGAGCACAAAAGAAAGCAGAGACAGAGUUACGCAUGACCGAUACUAAACUUCAACAAGCUCAAACACAGCUUAGUACGAUUACAAGUGAUCUUAAUCGAGCUCAGCAAGAAAAAACUACAUACGGUAAUCAAAUAGAUAGUCUCAAAGCAAAUGUUGAAGACUUACAAUCGACUAUAACACAACAUCAACGGGUGAUUGACGAUCAACAUGAUGCAGCAAAAACUAAUCAAGCAGAACUAGAAAAAAUCACACACAAUUAUCAACAACAGAAACUCAACGUACUAAAAAUGAAAGGUGAUUAUGAGAAUCUUCAACGUUUACAAGACGAUAUGAUCAAUUCAAAACAAGCCAAAGAACGAGAAAUAACACAUCAACAAUCGUUACUCGACGCUGAAACGAAAAAAGCUGAAGAUUUAGCAGCCGAAAUUGAGAAAAAGAAAAUCGAUCUAGGUAAUUUACGGAACAAAUUAACUGAAACAAAUAAGACGCUCGAUGAAACAACGAAUAAACUCACACAAUUAAAUACAAAAAAGACGAAUCUUGAAAAUCUUCUACCUGAAAUACGUAAACAAUUGACAAUUGUCGAAAAAGAAUAUAAUGUAGCACGUGAAAAAGUUCAAAAUCAAGAUGUCAAAGUGCAAAAGAUUCGUCAGAAUAUUGAUACAUUAGAAUUACAAAAGACAAAAUUAUAUAGUGAUAUCGAACAUGCUACAAACAAAUUGAAACAACAUCGAAUACAAAUGACAAAUAAUAGUAAAUCAAUCGAACAGCUUAGAGACGAUGCAAAAAAAUUAAACGAAUCUAAAACAAACUCAGAAAAAUUGAUCCAAACAUCAAGAGAUACAUUGCCGACAAUAGCAGUCGAACUUAGCAAAAUAGAUGAAGAGAUUCAACGUAAUGAAGGAUUAUUUAAUACAAAACGCACUGAAUUUAUUGAAUCGAACGAAAGAUUAAUCGAAAAUGAAAAGCUUAGAGAAGAAAAUUACAAGAAACUCCGUCAGAUCGAUGAAGCAAUGACUGAUCUAAAAAAAUAUCAUUGUCAAAAUGACAAAUAUCAAAAAGAAAUUUUUAAUCUUGGAAAAGUAACAAUUGACAAUAUCAUUAAAAAUGAAAAUGAAAUUCAACUACAAAAAGAAAACACUCAAACAAUUCCACAAAAACAGAAUAUUGAAGAAGAAAAUCAAAAUCAAAAUCAAAUUACCAAAUCUAAUCUAAAACCGGCUUGA